AUGUUGGAGAAUCUCUGGACGAUGCGGAAGCAAAAGAAAACACCACUUGUUGGUGACCGAGUACCUUUCGAGGUUGUCGUUAUGGAAUACGAUCCAGUGGAGAGUUCUGAGUACUAUACAAAAGCAAAGGAGCUGCUGGAAACUUAUAGUGACAUCCGUAUUAUUCGAAGGGAUGGUAACUGUUUUUAUCGUGCUGUAUUGGUUGCGCAGAUUGAAUUAAUGCUUAAAGAUCCGGAUGAGUGUACGAGGUUUGAGAAAGUCUGUAAGGGUUGGCAAGAUCGCCUUAUCAAGCUCGAUUAUCCUGAUUUCACGACGACUGAUUUUUGUGAAGUGUUUUACAAAUGGAUGGGUCCGAUUUGGUCACGGCAAGUAGGUUCCAAAACCAUUUUCCAAGAUCUUAACGAUGAUAACGAAGCUAAUUAUCUCAUAAUAUUUUUGAGGUUGAUAACAGCAGGAUAUUUGAAAGAACAUUCGGAAGAAUAUGCUCCGUUUAUUGAGGAUAUUAGUCUUUCCGAUUAUUGCGCUAGUGAAAUAGAAUCGAUGUGGAAGGAUGCUGAUCAUCUGGCAGUUACUGGUCUUGUCAACGCCAUAGGACAGAGUAUUCGUGUGCAGUACAUGGAUCAGAAUGCUGCCCCGAAUGGUGGCCUGUAUUAUGACUUUCCACCCGAUCAAAGAGAAGUCCCUCGCAUAACACUUCUCUAUAGACCAGGUCAUUAUGAUUUGAUUUAUCGUAGAUGA
This is a messenger RNA of Angiostrongylus costaricensis, 738 nucleotides long. The record is from the annotation of a GenBank genome assembly. Lineage: Eukaryota; Metazoa; Nematoda; Chromadorea; Rhabditida; Metastrongylidae.